UCAUCAGCGCGCGCCGCACCCGGAAGAGACGUGGCAGCGGAGGGGUAAUCCGAGGGGCCCGAGCCGAAGGGAGCAGAGAGGGAUCUCUGGUGACCGUAGUCUCUGUCCUGCCGCGCUUACGGCCACCGCACGCGCCCGUCGGGACCGGUGCCGCGACCGAUCAGUAACACGGUCGGGAGAGUGGGGUCUGUAGAGAAGGGUCGACCAUGGGGCUUUGCAAGUGCCCCAAGAGGAAAGUGACCAACCUGUUCUGCUUCGAACACCGGGUCAACGUUUGCGAGCACUGCCUGGUAGCCAAUCACGCCAAGUGCAUCGUCCAGUCCUACCUGCAGUGGCUCCAAGAUAGUGACUACAACUCCAACUGCCUCCUGUGCAACAUACCCCUGGCCACCCGAGAGACAGCCCGCCUUGUCUGCUAUGAUCUCUUCCACUGGGCCUGCCUCAAUGAACGUGCUGCCCAGUUACCCCAAAACACGGCACCUGCUGGCUACCAGUGCCCCAGCUGCAAUGGCCCCAUCUUCCCCCCGAGCAACCUGGCUGGCCCCGUGGCCUCUGCGCUGAGAGAGAAGCUGGCCACGGUCAACUGGGCCCGGGCAGGACUGGGCCUUCCUCUGAUUGAGGAGGUGCUGAGCCCGGAGCCCAAGGCCCUCAACGCCUCUGACUUCUCUGACUGGUCCAGUUUUAACGCCAGCAGUGCCUCCGGACAAGAGGAACUGGACGGCGCUUCUGCUGCCCCAGCCUUCUACAGCCAGGUCCCCCGGCCUCCUGCCUCCCCAAGCCAGCCUGAACAGCACACGGUGAUCCACAUGGGCAGCCCUGAGCCCUUAGGCCAUGUCUCAGCCCCAAGGAAGGUGUAUGACACGCGGGAAGAUGACCGGGCUCCCGGCCUCCACGGGGACUGCGACGAUGACAAGUACCGCCGCCGGCCUGCCCUGGGCUGGCUGGCCCAGCUACUCAGGAGCCGGGCCGGGACUCGGAAGCGGCCGCUGACCCUGCUGCAGCGGGCGGGGCUGCUGCUCCUGCUGGGCCUGCUGGGCUUCCUGGCCCUGCUCGCCCUCAUGUCUCGCCUGGGCCGGGCCGCGGCUGAUAGCGACCCGAACCUGGACCCGCUCAUGAACCCUCACAUCCGCGUGGGCCCUUCCUGAGCCGCUUGCUCAUGGCGGGGCCAGCCUGGGACCUGGGAGCCUGAGGAAGGAGCCGUGGGAGACCUGGGGGCCCUUCUUGUCUGACCCCCUCCCUCAAGCCUGAGACACUAAGACUCCAGGCCCAAAGCCGAGUCCACCCGGGGUGGCGCAGGCUGGGCCUGGGGUCCCUGCAGGGCCACCGUUUGCCUCGACCUGCCUCUCCCGGGGUCUCCCGUCUCCCUCCUCACCCCUCAUGAAGGAGCUGACAGGUGGAAAUAAACAACAGACUUUAUUAAAACACCAAA
Choloepus didactylus (southern two-toed sloth) is the source of this 1429-nucleotide messenger RNA. RefSeq names its product zinc finger protein like 1 (gene ZFPL1). Gene Ontology annotation, cellular component: Golgi apparatus. The coding region runs from base 207 to 1145 and encodes 312 amino acids. The record is from RefSeq and is a predicted model, not a curated record. The transcript is spliced from 8 exons. Lineage: Eukaryota; Metazoa; Chordata; Mammalia; Pilosa; Megalonychidae.